This is a messenger RNA of Cryphonectria parasitica EP155, 228 nucleotides long. RefSeq lists its product as uncharacterized. Lineage: Eukaryota; Fungi; Ascomycota; Sordariomycetes; Diaporthales; Cryphonectriaceae. Bases 1 to 228 code for a protein of 75 amino acids. The transcript is spliced from 2 exons. The record is from RefSeq and is a predicted model, not a curated record.
AUGUCUGAGGAAUCGUAUGCCACGAAGGAGGAGCAGAUCCCCGUCCAGGAGGACGAAGUACCUGUCGAGGAGGGAAUUGACGAGGCUACUGCUGACUCUGACGCCCAGCUUGAACGUGACGAUAACGAGGCCAUCGAUAAGUCCAACAUCAUCAAGGGACGAACUCGUGGUGCCAAGCCUGAUGGAGGUUAUGAGGAGCCCGGUGAGGAAGAUAUUCCCGACGAGUAA